CUCGCUAGAGUCAUUUGCUGACCCGUGUUUGAGUGUGAGAGAGGAGCAGGAGGAAGACUGGCUUGCAUUAAGAGCUGUCGAAGACGGACAGAUAACAAUACCGAAUACUUGAUCAUAUCUAUUCACUCUCUGCUUUUGAGUUGCGCCGGUCGCUAAAAGUUCCCGUUCAAAAUGGGGUUCCGCAAAAAGACCAACAAGAACCCGCCGGUGUUGAGCCACGAGUUUAUCAUCCAGAACCAUGCAGAUAUUGUUUCCUGUGUUGCUAUGGUGUUCCUCCUCGGGUUGAUGUUUGAGCUGUCUGCGGCAGAGGUUAACCUGUAGUGACGCCCAGCCCGGGAACGGGACCGUUAUCAUCAUCUAACACCAAGAGGUCACCUCGAAGGUUGCAGUGCUGUUCAUCACUGUCCAAUACAACGUUACCAUCUCUGAAAAUGAAGGCCUAUCAGAGGAGAGCGUGGUGAACCACUUCCACCACGGGCUGAAGGAUCUGGCUACGAUCUUCUUCUACAUGCUGGUGGCCAUCAUCAUCCACGCUAUCAUCCAGGAGUAUGUACUGGACAAAAUCAACCGAAAGAUGCACUUCUCUAAGACCAAGCACAGCAAGUUCAACGAGUCAGGCCAGCUCUCUGCUUUCUACCUGUUCUCCUUCGGGUGGGGAACCAGCAUCCUCAUGUCUGAGAACUUCCUGUCCAACCCAGUGAGUCUGUGGGAUGGGUACCCUCAUACCCUGAUGACGUUCCAGAUGAAAUUCUAUUUUAUCAACCAGAUGGGCUACUGGCUUCACGCUCUGCCUGAGAUCUACUUCCAGAAGACCAAGAAGGAGGAUAUUCCCCGACAGUUGGUGUAUAUCUCUCUGUACUUAGUUCACAUCGCAGGAGCAUACAUUCUCAAUCUGAAUCGUCUGGCUCUGGUCCUGCUGGUGCUGCACUACUUCGUAGAGCUUCUCUUCCACGUGUCGCGCCUGGUCUACUUCAGCAACGAGAAGAGACAGACUGGGUUUUCCAUCUGGGCGGUGCUGUUUGUCCUUGGACGGCUGCUCACCCUGUCCCUGUCUGUCCUGACUGUGGGCUUCGGCCUGUCCAACGCUGAUCAACAGGGACUGGACCUGGCUAACGGGAACUUCAAUGUGCUCAUAGUUCGGAUCACUGUGCUGGCCACCAUCUGUGUGACUCAAGCCUUCAUGAUGUGGAAGUUCAUCAACUUCCAGCUGAGGAGGUGGAGAGAGCAGGCCCAGGCCCAGGCCCAGACCCAGGCCCAGCCCGUGAAACCCAAGAAGCUCCAAGCUCCCAAGACCAAGUCCAAGAAAGACAAAGCCAAUGGAGUGAACGGAGUGAGUUCCAACGGAGCCGAUUCGCCGAGAGCAAAGAAAGAGAAGUCUUCGUAAACUACCCCCCCACCCCCACCCCCUUCUCAGUUCCUCCAACCAAUCCCCUUCAGGCAGCAUCCAGCCUUCUCAUUCCACUGCUCUGUAUGCUGUCUAUGGCCCAAUCCCAAAUCCAUCCCUAGACCCUUGUAGAGAUCUAAGAGGAAAUGAUUGAUUCAAGCAAUAUGGUGAAACUUCCACCUAGAAUAUCAGAGAGCCGAGUUGUACUAAGCCCAUAUUGAUUACACCUGUCAUAUCAUCUCAGAUCCCCUCAAGGGGGUUACAUUUGGGACUGUUCAUCUACAACAGCUACUAAAGGAGGACAACUCCUUCCAACAGGACUACAAGAUCCAGAAUGCAUCUUGGCUUCAUCUGCUUGUUGCCAAUCUCCAGUGCUGACCAUUCCCAGAAUCAUUGUGACACUGCUGUGUCAUUAUUACAGCGAAAGAAAACCAUGAAAGAACAAAGAACUUAUUUAAAAGUGCCUAUUCAUAGACUGUACAGGAUGUGCAGAUUUAAAAUGUCAGGAAUGAUAUAAGCUCAGUAUUUCAGUAAACUCCCCCCACCCCCCCAAGCCAGUUAUGUUAUUUAUCACACUGUGUCCUGUGACAUGUUCUGUUUGUUUAACAAAAGGUCUUCUUGAUUCAGUCCCAUUUAUUUGGAACCGCCUGAGGAGAAAUGCACCUGCUGACCUUCUAUUUUAAAUUACCUCAUUUCCUGUUUGUUUUUUUGUGGGGGGUGGGGGUUCUUUUUUUCAUCAACACAGACAGGUUUGUAGAAUGGAUAGGUUUAAUUGGUUCAUUGGAAUGGAUGGGUUUAAUUGGUUCAUUGGAAUGGGUGGGUGUAAUUGGUUCAUUGGAAGGGAUGGGUUUAAUUGGUUCAUUGGAAGGGAUGGGUUUAAUUGGUUCAUUGGAAUGGAUGGGUUUAAUUGGUUCAUUGGAAUGGAUGGGUUUAAUUGGUUCAUUGGAAUGGAUGGGUUUAAUUGGUUCAUUGGAAUGGGUGGGUGUAAUUGGUUCAUUGGAAGGGAUGGGUUUAAUUGGUUCAUUGGAAUGGGUGGGUGUAAUUGGUUCAUUGGAAUGGAUGGGUUUAAUUGGUUCAUUGGAAUGGAUGGGUUUAAUUGGUUCAUUGGAAUGGAUGGGUUUAAUUGGUUCAUUGGAAUGGAUGGGUUUAAUUGGUUCAUUGGAAUGGAUGGGUUUAAUUGGUUCAUUGGAAUGGGUGGGUUUAAUUGGUUCAUUGGAAUGGGUGGGUUUAAUUGGUUCAUUGGAAUGGAUGGGUUUAAUUGGUUCAUUGGAAUGGAUGGGUUUAAUUGGUUCAUUGGAAUGGAUGGGUUUAAUUGGUUCCACCGUAAUGGAUGGGUUUAAUUGGUUCAUUGCUUUAACCUGCCAGUUUGGGUGCUUCUCAAAUGGCACCCUAUUCCCUACAUAGUGCUUCACUAUUGACCAGAGAUGUAUGGCCUUGAUCAAAAUUAGGGUACUACAUAGGGAAUAGGGUCCCAUUUGAGUCGCAGACAUUCUUUCAGGACACUGGCAGUGAGAAUGAAGGAACGGGAAUGAGGAUAGGAAGCCAUUCUAGUGUAUUUAGGCUUUUUGUUGUUGCUUUUCAAGUCCUUUUGCUUUGGUGCUGUAAAAAAGGCCUGACCCCUGUUGAGUUUCGUUAGUGCAUCUUGUGGCCUUUCCUUUGCUGAAGUGAUCACUGAUCUAACAAGGUUGGAUAAGGCCGUUUCCCCCCCAAACCCAGUCAAUGGCAGGAUCAGUGGUCACUGUGAAGGGAGAAAAUAAUUAUUGGCGUUGCAUCCCAAAUGGCACCCUAUUCCCUAUAUAGGGAAUAGGGUGCCAUAGGGCUCUGGUCUAAAGUAGUGCACUAUAUAGGGAAUAGGGUGCCAUUUGGGACUGUAUUUUGUCUCCUUUUCAACAUGUUCAUGGGAAUAUAAUUUGUUGUUAUGAAUGAGGAAAUGUUGUGUUUUUCCAUUUUAUCCCUCUAUUUUACUUUAACUGAACGUGCCAAAUCAGAGCUCUCACCAUGACGGGAUCUUUCUUUCCUUUAACAUGCUCACUCGUUGCCAUUAAAUAAUUUACACGGAAAGAAA
Molecule: messenger RNA, 3449 nt
Organism: Oncorhynchus keta (chum salmon)
Lineage: Eukaryota; Metazoa; Chordata; Actinopteri; Salmoniformes; Salmonidae
Product: translocating chain-associated membrane protein 1-like 1
Exons: 12
Coding region: 509-1384 (291 amino acids)
Biological process (GO): protein insertion into ER membrane; SRP-dependent cotranslational protein targeting to membrane, translocation
Cellular component (GO): endoplasmic reticulum membrane
Source: RefSeq, a predicted model, not a curated record